UUCCUGUACCAGAAGACAGAGAGUGUGAGAGCGUCUGAGAGAUUCGACGGCUGCUGGUGUUUGAAACUAUUGAGAUACAUAAGAGCUCUUCCAUAAAUAUUAUUCAAGAGAAGUCUGAAAUGAUGAUUCUUCUGUUCCUGUUCCUCACAGUUGCUGCUCCAGUUCACAGCGAGCCUGGAGAUCAAAGUGAGGUUGAAGAUGUGGCUCAAGUCGAGUUCAGAGAAACGUCUGUCGUUCUGACCUGUCCUCAUAACCCAUCUGAUGAAGUGAAGUGGCUUCAUGGAAACGAGGAAAUAAAAGACUAUAAGAACAACAUAUAUGAGAUUCAAGCUCCAGAGGGAACAGCCACAGGUUUCUACACCUGCCAGAAGAAUGAAAAGAAACAUUAUUUCUUCAUCAAGGCGAGAGUGUGUAAGAACUGUCAUGAGCUGAGCGGGUCGAUGGCCGGUGGUGUGAUAUUCGCUGACUUACUCCUUACUGGAGGAGUCAUCCUUAUAGUGUACUUCUGCACACAGAGAAAGAAAGAUCCAGUUUCAAAUGCUCCAAGACCCCCGAACCCUGACUAUGAGGCCCUAAACCCCAAGACCCAAAGUCGUGACGUGUACGCAGGAAUCAAGUAGAUCAAAGCAGGUUGUGUUCGACUUUGACAGCAACAGAAAACCAAAGCAAAGUCAUUCUUAUGAAUAGUCACACAAGUGUUUGUGAAACAUUGACUUUGUGUGACGUAUAUGUGUUACACCUACUAAUACAAUAAAUGUGUGCGUGUUUGUGUGGAAACUUCUGCUCAUGAAACAUCAAAAACUCAUUUAUGAAACUUCAGAGAGAAAAACCUGAGAACGUUCCUGUAAAUACUGUUUCUACACAAACUCAAGAACUGUGUGAUGCUUUUGUUUUCUCUGAUGUUGUAACGUUUGAAACUCAUAAAAUCUUUUUCAUUUCGUUGUGACACGUGAUGUUUCUCAUUUCACAAGAAUAAUGAAGUUCAGUGUUGAUCGUCUUAUCAUCCAAAUCAAUUGAAUAAACUCCAGAUGACGUGA
Molecule: messenger RNA, 1037 nt
Organism: Triplophysa rosa
Lineage: Eukaryota; Metazoa; Chordata; Actinopteri; Cypriniformes; Nemacheilidae
Product: T-cell surface glycoprotein CD3 epsilon chain-like
Exons: 5
Coding region: 120-620 (166 amino acids)
Biological process (GO): cell surface receptor signaling pathway; positive thymic T cell selection
Cellular component (GO): alpha-beta T cell receptor complex; external side of plasma membrane
Molecular function (GO): transmembrane signaling receptor activity
Source: RefSeq, a predicted model, not a curated record